AUGCCAAUGGAGGACGAGCUGCAGAAAAAACUGCGGGACUUUGAGAGCAGCUUUCUGCGCGUGCUAACGGAGCAAGAUGAAACGCCGCAGGUAGAUUCGUUGAAACAGACGGCGGGCAAGCUGAAAACAGAAAUGUACGAUGCGGAAGCACAGGGUACGCUGAAACCGCACACGAGACGGCUCGGCGUCCGCGUCGCAAUGCGUCUAGGGCAGCUUUUGGACACGUUGCGCAGCCAGGAAAAGGAAGUACUCGCUAUGCAAGACGAGGCAAAGCGCGAGCUGCGCCGUCUGCUCGAUCAUGCCGCUUCGCAGCCACCAGGUGGCACCAAAAAAGAGGACCAGCUGAUCCAUGAAGUAGGGCCGUACGUGCGUGGGCCAGAGCCGCUGCUAAAUGCGGUGUGGAUGCGCGAUUGGUUCCUGCACAACAUCGGCCACCCGUUUCCAAGCAAGGAGAAGAAAGAAGAAAUCAUUUUUAAUACCAAUAUCAAUGCUCCGGACGCCACGGCGAUGCUUGCGUACAACCAAGUCGUCCUGUGGUUCAUCAAUACGCGCAGACGGUCGGGAUGGACUGGCUUCAAGCGCAAGUACGCGGAUGACUGCAACCACAAAAUGAUGGACAUUGCAUGGGCGUUGCAAAACACCGAAGGAGGCACGCAUGAAGAGCGUGGGUGGUCUGCAGGGACAAGCGAUACAAUGCUUGAAAAGCCAAAGAAAAACCAACCGCGCAAGACGUGGAACGGACCGCGGCUCACGCUCGAAGACGUCUUUCCGCGCCUAAGCCCCAGGCAAGUCAAGUACGCACAGCACGAAUGGAAUGUGAUGAUCGAGCGCGUCAAGACAGGGAUCAAAGACCGUGUCGGCCACUGGGUCGACGAAGUGAUCAGCGGUAGCAAUACGUAG
Messenger RNA from Malassezia vespertilionis, 900 nucleotides. RefSeq lists its product as uncharacterized. The record is from RefSeq and is a predicted model, not a curated record. Bases 1 to 900 code for a protein of 299 amino acids. The transcript has a single exon. Gene Ontology annotation, biological process: regulation of DNA-templated transcription. Gene Ontology annotation, molecular function: DNA binding. Lineage: Eukaryota; Fungi; Basidiomycota; Malasseziomycetes; Malasseziales; Malasseziaceae.